GCCACAUCCAAAGAUGCCAGCUUCAGCAUCAAGGUCAAGAACACCGACACCAAUGCGAUCCUCUCCCGCAAUCAAGAUGGCAUUGAGUUGGCCAUUGACCCGGGGACAUACAUCGUUACGCUCUCAAUGCGAUCCAGUAGCGGGAAGCCACUGGCAGCUUGCUCGACCUUCUCGCUGAACUUUCUGCUCAUUCAGAGGAAGAUGUUGCCUGUGUGUCCCUGGGCUCCUGGUUCAUCGGACCAGUCAUCCAUUGCCGAAGCCCAGCGACAAGCCAGCGAUCACAUUGGCAACGUCCUCACAGACCUGGUGGCUCAGAAGAUUUCCAAAGAGAUGCAGGAGCACAAGCCCGUGACGCUCUGGAUGUCUCAGGGCAUGUCCAAGAUCACGGAGCUGUCCUUGGACACGACUGCAGCGGUGAGGAUCGACGUCAGCGUGCAGCCGCCCUUCCUGCCCUUGGAAAUCGAACUCAGGAAGAAGAGAAGUAUGGAAAAGCUCGAAGCACCGGUGGCCACGGCACAGUGGACAGAGCAUCGACUCCUCUUGAUGUACAGCGACCUUCCACCGGGCGAGUACCAAGUGAAGUUCCUGCAGCCCAGGGAUUACAUGGCCUUUUCCAACCAGGCGAAGCAGGAUCUGUCCGAUCUCUGCGCGCACUUGACCAUUUCUGCGGAGGUGGGCGCCUCCUCCAAAGAGGCCGUGAACUCCAUGCGCUCAGAGCUCCUCGACCUACCAGAUCUUCUGGCAGUGCAGCCCUUUCCCUCCAGCAUGAACAUGGUCGGUUGGUUGUCCGGCACGUCCACAGUGGGAACACAGGUGUACAGGUUCAAAGAAGACAUCAACAAGGCCAAGCUCAAACUCGACGAAAAG
Messenger RNA from Symbiodinium sp. CCMP2456, 867 nucleotides. The record is from the annotation of a GenBank genome assembly. NCBI's taxonomy places the organism in Eukaryota, Dinophyceae, Suessiales, Symbiodiniaceae.